GGAAAAACUAUUAGGAAGUAUCGCCUAUAGUCCGACUUUGUGUACAGGAUUACAAUACGACCUCGUGAACAGGACUACAUUAUCACAUUGAUGCUUUACUCUGUGAACAGACUCUGUCGACCAUUUACGUGUUGAACAACUUCUCGUUAUCGUACGGGACGGAUGAUGAACGAUGGAUUCCAACACGACAUGAGUGAUGUUGUGACCUUGAUAUUACCAGGUAGUUAAUGUCACGUGGAGUAAAUGACCUUUGGAAGAACUCUUUUGUACGAAGGCGGAGUUAAUAGAGUAGUUAUGUAGGUAUAUCAUAGAUCUGCUACCGACCGAAACAAACAUCACACAAAAAGUACAAACCUGCAAAACUCAUUGGAAAUUACUUAGCCCUUGAAAUGUGUGAACACAUUUGUAAAGUGCGGUAUCAAGAUUCUGACAAGAUAACAAGUGCACGUGAAUUUGGAGAUAUCUGAUUGGAGGAAACUAAGUUUUUUUCAUUCCCGUUGUGAAUGUUAUCAUCCUCAAUACCUCCUGGUGAUAAGGGGGUACCUUCUGUCGGUUAUACCAACACGUGGAUCAGUGGGAAGGCUCUGUUUCCCAACAUCUAUAUCUUUUAUGCGAUUCCAAUAUUAAAUGGAAGACACGGUGACGUCAUGGCGUUUAAAAUUGGAUAGACCAGUAUCGACGGCGAUAAAAGUGAUGUCCUGUGAGUUCGUAAGCCAAUGCGAGUUGUUGGUAUCCUACUGGGACAGUUAUUAACAUGAAACCUGAAAGUUUUUUCCUUCCGAGACAAGAUAAGUUUGGGAUAUACACCAGUUGUGUCAUAAAUCUCCCCUCGCUGUCUUCGCCCACCGCGGAGAAAAUAUUACCCAGGGUGCCAACAUACAAGGCAGACGCCCGAUUGAUCUUCUCUCAUAUACGAUGUAUAUAUCCCCUUGAUGGGAGUAGUAUGUUAAUUUAGGACUAGCCAUCAAGAUUACUACUGGUAUAUAUCACCAUUAAAACAGGAUGGCUACCGGUGAUAAAUUAAUGCGUGAGAUCAGUGACCAGUUCCUUCACUGUAAAAUUUGUUUUGAGCCAUUUAAGAACCCUAAAACGUUAAUAUGUUUACACACGUUUUGUAUAGACUGUCUCCAGCAACACGUGGAUUCCGAGGGAUCGCGCUCUCGGUUCUCUCUUUACAACCGCUACGUCACGUGUCCAAUAUGUCGUCGAAAAACGGAAAUUCCGACGGGAGGAAUACGACGACUUCCAGACAACUUCCUCCUGUCAAAUCUGACAGAAAUCAUCGACAGGAGACGACCUUCGAAAAUCCCGCCAUGCGAAAUAUGCCAUACUGUUCGAAAACGUUCCAACGAGGCAUGUGCAAAGUGUCUCGACUGUUCGAAACUUUUGUGUAAAUCUUGUGUGACCUUGCACCGGGAGACGAAGGUAACGCAGCAACACAGUUUGAUAGACGUUGAGGGCGAGAAGGACAUUGAGUGUAAGGCCCACCCGGAGGAGAUCGUGCGCUUUUACUGUGAACCUUGUGAUACGUGUAUCUGUAUCGUCUGCACGUUUCAAGAACAUCGCGAUCACGAUAUAUGUUCUUUUAACGACGGUUAUGUCAAAUAUAAAGCUUCUAUGCAGGGUCUACUUGAUGAAUCAAAAAGUAGGAUAACGGACAUAAACGAUCGCAUAGAAGCUAUCAAUAAGUGCGAAAACGGCAUGAAGAGAACGCGCGAGAAUAUACGAGAUUUAGCGAUAAGCUAUAUCCAACAGGUUCGAUCAACAGAGAAAGAAUUGCUGAAAAGUGUCGACGAGUAUUUUGGAGAAAAUGUUACGGAUUUUCUGAAACAUCGUGAAUGGUUACAAGAAAAUGUAGACGAGCUGCAAAGUGCUUCGAACUUAACUGAGAUUAUAAUGAGAGACAGAGGAGUCGAACUGUUGCUUUUGAAACGUGAAAUGGAAAGCAAGCUUCAUUCUUUAAUGGAGCCGAACCUGCCUAUUCUACCUUCUGACGAUAUGAUAGAUAUACAUUUCAAUCCUGGCAGUGUUACAUUCGGCACCCUGUCGUUCCAGGAGGACCCCAGUAAAGAUGAAAAUGGCUUUCUUACGAACGGAGAUUUUAAAAGUGAAAGCUCACUAGAAAAAUCGCCGUCGAAACCAAAACUUGUAACAAGUGACACACAGACAGAUCCGAUAAAUGAAGAUGUCGUGCCGAUAAAAGAACGCCCCGUGAAAACACGUGAUGUUAUUACUAACGGGUACAAUGAGGACACUGAUAGGCUUUCCUCGCGAAAACGGCGGUCAACCGACCACGCUGUCUGCAACGGCGUGAAGGCGUCCGUACAGACGUGUAAUCAGGAGACCUCUACAGCUGUGACGUCAUCAGAUGUUGCUCUUAACACUCAGGCGAUACCCAUGAUUCACAAGGGUCUGCAGGUGUACAGUGAUCCGGGUACGCCGGGAUCAGGUAUAUGUGCCAAGUGUUGCGAGGACCUGUCUACAACAGCGCCAUUCGUUGGGGAGGCGCCGAAAAUACAGGACAUCAUCGUCCUGAACACCACAGAUAACGACAGUCGGGAGUCGAGAAGACGUAGGCGGCUACUAAUACGUAGCAAGCGAGUACAGACUGACCUCUCAAUGACGGGGGACAGCCUGUUGGAGGACAAAUCUAAGUCGCUUCCAAUGCUGACACAACUGCCAAAUCGGAGUCUAUCAUGUGAUGACACGUCGCUGUCAAAACCGGAAAUGCGUACCGUCGCUUUAGAUCCAAUCAACUGCGAUGAACCAGGAAGGAGACAUCGCCGUCGGAUGCGCGAUAAGACUACAAUGACAAUCGAAGAACAUAAACCCGUGGUCGAGACUUGUGACGCGACAACAUACACGUACCCUUCUAGACUCCGAAGUUUUGGGACGUGUACUCGCGUGGAGCUGAGUACAGUAGAUACUCAGACUUUUAGAGUGAAUCAGAUAUCUCGGUCAAUGGGCACGGAUUACGCGGGCCAGACUGACCAGUGUAUUGGUACUAACAUGGUUAACAUGAUAGACAGUGAGACCACCAUGCAACCAAUCAUACACGACAGUAAGGGUACGUGGACUGAGGCACUCAAUACCUCAGAACGGUCAAUGUGUACAGAUAAUUGUGAAACGACAGAAACAAGCGUGGAGACUAUGAAACCAGAAGUUUGUGAUCAGGGGUUCCAGAUAACUCCGAUUACUGUGGAUUCCAACACUAGCCCGAUACCAAUACCACAGAGGGACCAAAUAAUCCAGGUGUCAAUAGACGAACUCGAACCGCCGUCCGCAAGUCCAAAUAGGAAAUCGUGGCACGCGGGUACUAGCAUAUUUUCAAAAUUGUUCAAGAGUAAGGGCCCAAGUGCUAACAACAGUGAACAGGACAUCCCCGCGUCCGUAUCGCGUGAGGUUCAGUUACAGGACGCCAGCACGGAGACCACAUCUGUAAUUCUUUGUGACAAGGAGACGGUAACGCCGCGAAAAACCACUUCAGACAACUGGACGAUAACGCCGACUCCUGUGAUGGUAAAUACGGGUAUAUCGCCAACGCGUCCUGCAACGAUGGACACAGGCGUGGAGACCACGAAAGUGACCUCUAUGGACCAAGCUACAUAUACAGAGACCAAACAAUUCCGAGACAGUGAAACAGAAACCAUUGUGGUUGUCCAGGACAACGAGACGCUGACGGAGAGAAUCAAAAUGCAGGACGCACAGACGUCUGUACAGAUACCACAGGAGACAGACGAAACAAAUACGGACCCUGUGUUACUUAAGGACGCUUACAUGUCUACAGACGAUGACUGGUACGAGAAACUCAAGCCAGUGUCGUCUUCGGUGUGGACAGAGACGCUGCCACCGGAUGUCAUGACAAGUAGUACCAACACUGUCACCGUGAAAAACUCGGACAUAUCCACAAACAUAUCUUCUGAAGAACUGGUACCGCGCAUGGACAACUCGACCACAACAACACCAACCAACACGCAAGAGAGGGGUACGAUGGCGCUUUCAUUUGGACAAACAGCCACCCCGUUGAUUGAUGUAAACACACAGACAUCAGAAAUAUGCUUCAUCGAUAAAUCUGUCUCUACCUCGGCGGAACUCGAAACAAUAGAAAAAUAUGACGUAGAGUGUACGGACAUGGCGACGUCCACAGAAUCACUGCCCUACAUAGGCCUCAUGAGCGAGGUGGAAGGGGAUGAACUCUUCCUUAUACCAGAGUCAGCGUUCGAUAUAGCGUCUAGUGAGCCAAUGGAGGAUGAUCGAGACCAGAUAGAAAUGAUCGACGACUGCACGACGACGGACCUAGUUCCCCUGGCCGAGACAUCAUCACAGACCGUCAUAUCGUCUGCUUGGCAAUACGAGGACCCUGAUGAGGACCAGUUGUUGGAACUUCUACAAAAGGAGAAAGACGGUAAAGUGCUCUGCGAUAUCGGUAUCAACACAAUUCCCAAACUUACUUUCGAAAAGCAAACGUCCACUAUGGUGAGGCGAAGUUUUUCAAGGGGAACUAUGACAUUAGAUCUGGCCAAGAGCGAUAAAUCCACGAGUACAUUUAGUCAUACGCGUCAUAUAGCUGAGACUUGUUUUGGCCAGAGGCCGCUCGGCGAUGUCGCUCACAAAGUCUCUUCAACGUGCACAACAGAGACGGUUGACAUGGCAACCAAUACAGAUUCAUCCCUUAUGGAUGAGCGAAUGGCUGCCUGUAUUUCGAAAUUAAGGAAUGUGUCUGAAAAGCUUCAAAGUCCAACCGGCAAGGUAGCUCCUGACUACCCAUGGAAACGAUCGGACAGCACUUCUUCUUCUGAAAGAUCGUUAAUGACAGACUCUUUUAUAAAAGAUGGCGACCUUUCACCACGGCAUACGUCUUCUGAUGACGACCGUCGGAAGAACAUCCUGGAACUAGUAGCACAGACCGAAUCAAUCAGUAGGUCAAAGGAUGCUAAACACGACAGCAUGCCGGGAAGGAAAGCACAACCGAUUACAACACUUAAAGGUAAACUGGCUCCACCAAUGGAUGACCCGGAGCAAAAAUCGAAAAGUUUACCCAGGGAGUACUCAGAUGGAUCUCCGAAACUAAGUGGCCGAGUCAGUCCGAGUCGACUACCUUUGCUCCGCUUUCACUCGGCUCCCGGGAGGAUAGCAACGGUCCCAAAUAAGUCUAUGGCUAAGAUAAGUGUUCCUCCGGGGUGUAAGAUCCCAGUGUGUCAUCAGGUCGGGGCAGAGGGCGAUAGCAUUAAUGAAGCGGUCAUGGUGAAACCCAAACAACCGAAAUCUCCACUACCGGCCAUUACUGAAUCGAACACCCCUCCUUCAGACUCGGGAUCGGGGGCUUCAUUUGUGUCGGCUGCAUCUGAAAAUUCAACAGAAGGAAACAUGGACUUCGCGUCACUUCGGAUCAAUGUUCCCCCGAACCGGCUGUCUCCGUGCGCUUCCUUCCUUGCCGUACCGGAGCAGACACCAUUGGACGUGGUUACAGAGGAUAUCGACAUUACCAACCCGGAGGACCAUGACGAUAAAAAACCUUCUGGUUUUAUGCAGAAACUUUUCUCCAAAAAUUCUAAAAAGAAAAAGACUCCAUCAGAUCAGAGGCAACCGCGUCAGAAAAUCCAACAGCAGCAGCAACAACAGCCUCCACCACCUCCUCCUCGGCAUUCCUCGGGCAAAAAGUUUGUGAAACCUCCUGCUGUAGAACAACCAAAACCGAAGUCUCCAAAGCCGAGAAAGAAACAGGCUUUUGUGUACGUCCGGCAGAGGAUGUUUUCUAUACAACAAGAUAACGUUGAGGACUUAAAAGACAGCAAGAAGGAGCCGAGUGUUAAAACUGCACAGACGAGUGGUGAGAAAAAGAAAUCGGGGACCAAAUCCCAACCGAAACAGUCCAAGUCCGACAGUGACCGUCCACCGUCCCAGUACGACAAUAUGUGACAGCACUACAGAUCAAAUGUGUCCUGUUAGUGUUAGGAGGAGUGUCGGAUCCUCUCGGCUCUGAGGGAGGACAAACAUUUGUUCUCAGUCUCUAUUCCGAUACUGAAUAUCCAAAUAUAGAUACAAUAUACAUUAGAUUACUAUAUAUAGAUGAGGUCACCAUGCAGAUCCAUGUAAUCUCACGAGUUAAAACAGAUUGAUAUAGAAUGAUAAAUUACUCUGUACAAAUGUGUGUAUCAAUCGAACGCUGUCAGAUUUCCUGGUAAGAAUCAGUAUCGUGUAGAUUAAGUCGGUAUGAUAUGUGAUCCUCUACGUCGCUUCAUAAAUCAGAUCUCAAACCUAUAUCCCCCUGUCAAGACUUUUCGUGAGAUACAGAAUGUAAUAAACCUGUAGUAUACAGUACUGUAGUUUAUUUUGAUGAUAUAGCUGAUCUUUCUUAUGAAGAAUAUAUCAAAAUAUCAUCAAGUAUUAUUUAUAUUAUGAUAUUACAUUGAAAACAAGGACAUUUCUUGGCUCCGUGAAAUAGAAUGAUGAAGAAGAGAGUGUUACAGAUUGGUUAAUUAAGGUUUGCACUGCCGAACACUCUGGUGUGGUAAAAGUUAAAAGAAAUUGAUUUAGAAAACAUGGCUCUUUUAUUACAUUCUGUAUCCAUUUCGUGUCUGGACCAGACUGAGGCUGAGAAUGUGAAGCUUCGUGUCCUGUUUGUGAGACGGAAUCUGACAUGUUCGAUUUACUAUCCACUGAUAAGUAUGAUAGAAACUCGAUAUUCCUUGGCUCCCAUUCCUGCCAAUAGAAAACUGCAUUGCGUACGAGCAUGAUUUUAUUAUAACGAUCUACUACAGGUUAUAUAGGGAAAAACCUAUAAAAUCACUCCGGCAAAUCAUUUUAGUUUUCUUCAUACUUUGCACAGAUAUUCGUGGCCUGAUGUUGAUUUGUAAUGAAUAUUGAAGUUAUAGUCAAAUUUUAAAACUUUUGUGUAUUAUACAAACAGACGUUAGCGAUGUAGGGCGUAUCAGAAUGCCGGGGUUAUAUUCUGGAUAUCAUACUUCCACACAUGUAUUUAGAUGCACAAUAAUUUAUAUUAGUAUUUGUAUCCUCCCGUAGCUAUACCCAAAAAGCAAUACUACCCAAACUGUGAUAGAUUAUAGAAUAUAUCAACUGUGAUAUGGUACAUAUUUAGUGGUCACCCGUCUGUAAUAUUUAAAUAGUACACAAUGGUUGUUAGCGUAGUAACGUCCUAGAAUGGCACAUAUUAAAAUAAAAUUUCCCUCGUUGCAUUUUCCUGGUGUAGGGGAGACGACUGCGGGAUACUUCUAUCAAGAUCACCUAGGCCAUCUUCGCAUAGCAACUAAAAAUUGACUGAUUGAAAAACAUGGGUCCCAAAAAAUCAAAUUAAACAUGAUUGACAACCAUUUUGUUUACAUACGUCGACAAAGGAUGACAUGAAAUGAUCCUGGUACUGCUCUGAUAUUCAACACUAAUUCACAUAAUCACAGCAUAUCUAAAUUUGGUACUAUUUGUAUCAAUUUGUUUACUAAACUGGGCAAAAACCGAACGUGGGUUUACUUUGAACCAAAAUACAUAUAUUCAUCAAUAUUGAGGUAAUAUUUUUCAAAUGACAGUUGGGUUUUAAAAAUCGCCGUCCCUUUGAUUUAAGUAUAGAAUGUGUGAGUAUUGUAGUAAUAUGUUUACAUAGCUCAUGUCAUCAAUGCGUACAAAUCCAAAUAUUUUUAAGUUAUUGAAUGAGUCGUGUGUGUAUUUAUAACCAUUUCACCUCAUAUUACCAAUAAUUAUAGACAUGUUCCGAAAGGUACCCCGUCACGUGAGAGGUGCGACGCAUAGAAGCUUCAGAUGUUCUCGAUCCAUUUCACUGGCCGAACACUAGGGGCUGAUUCUUAUUUUGGUAUAAGAAACACCAAUCGACCGAAAUUAAUAUAUGAUAUAAAUAGAUAAACAAUAAAUAUCUUUGAAUUCUGUCACUGCUGUGCGUCGAACCAAUUCAUGCAUUUUCCGAGAUAAUUAUAUAUAUUCACAGUAUCUAUACACGUUGUUUGUAUCUUCAGGUAUAGUAAUCGAAUGACUAGUUUUUACAAAGUAUAUUUUAAUAUAUAGAAUCACACUGA
Messenger RNA from Pecten maximus, 8042 nucleotides. RefSeq lists its product as uncharacterized. Gene Ontology annotation, molecular function: zinc ion binding; ubiquitin-protein transferase activity. The record is from RefSeq and is a predicted model, not a curated record. The transcript has 2 exons. Gene Ontology annotation, biological process: positive regulation of DNA-templated transcription. Gene Ontology annotation, cellular component: chromatin; nucleoplasm. The coding region runs from base 1003 to 5919 and encodes 1638 amino acids. NCBI's taxonomy places the organism in Eukaryota, Metazoa, Mollusca, Bivalvia, Pectinida, Pectinidae.